Molecule: messenger RNA, 1166 nt
Organism: Oncorhynchus nerka (sockeye salmon)
Lineage: Eukaryota; Metazoa; Chordata; Actinopteri; Salmoniformes; Salmonidae
Gene: srgn
Product: serglycin
Exons: 3
Coding region: 114-533 (139 amino acids)
Source: RefSeq, a predicted model, not a curated record
AAAUGGGCAGGGUUUGGAGACAUUCAACAGCACGAUUAAGUGUAUUUAAGAAUAUUCACACAGAGGUUAUUCUUUAAAGGAUAUAUUGACGUCUCCUCAUUACAAAUGAAAUAAUGAAGAUACUGAAUUUGAAGAUCUGUCUGACACUGGCUGUCAUUCUCUUUCUCGCAGAUAACGGAUUUGGUGCUCCAGCAAAAGGUAGAUAUAUGUGGGUUAAGUGCAGGCCAGACGCCACGAAUCCCAACUGUGAGACACAGAGGGGUCCAUGGAUGGACUUGCCUGGGCCUCCUGACAGACUCCCUCCAUUUGCAGUAAAGGAUAUAGUGCUGGAAGAGGAUGGCUCAGAGCUAGAGCAGUCAGGCGAAGGUUCUGACACUGGAAUCCUCUUCACUGAGCAGGGCUCUGGCAACCAGUUGGCCAGCGCAGAUGUGGAUGGGAUUGACUACUCUAACUUUGUUUACCCACAGAAAAUGACCAUGGAUCAGGCUCUGCCUCGUGCUCGGGAAUUGAAAGAGGAUCACCUGAUCCUGUAGCCUGCUAGAAUGCAAAAUAUUGAAAUGUUGAUGUUAAUCCGUUUGUGUAAAAAUAAUUGGCUCUUGCAACCUCUCAAGAUUACAGUAGCACAUGCUUUUUGACCCAGUUAUUGAUGCUUGGCUGUGUAAAAUUGUAUUUAAUCUGAUUUAGGUAACUGAAGUUUAGUUAUUUUCCCAUGGAACCAGAGAUUAAAUUAGUCUUCCAUGUGUUUUAUUCUGUAUUUUUAUUAUUAUUUAUAAUACCAGCCAAGAAUGUUAAUAAUUGUAUUUUUAAACAUGAUUUUCAUGGGUAUAUCAUGCUUUUAUUGUUUUACAUUUUAGUCAUUUAGCAGACGCUUUUAUCCAGAGUGAUUUACAGUAGUGAGUGCAUAUAUUUGUUUACAUUUUAGCACUGGUCUCCUGUGGGAAUCAAACUAACAACCCUUGCAUUGCAAGCACCAAGGUCUACCAACUGAGCCACAAUGAAAACUAUAAGAUAUAUUGUGAAACACUCCAUUUUCAAAUAUACUUUAUUCAGAAUUUCCACGAUGGUCACAAUCUAACAUGAUAUCAUUCCGCACUUGUAUUUUCUCACCCGAGCAAAAUGUUUUGACAAUUUGAAGGAUUAAAUAAACAUAUGUUUUAAUCAUCCAA